AUGGGCUCCUCAAAAUGUGGGUCUGAUUCUGUGGCAAACAACCCUUGUGGGUGCUUUCAAGAGAUGAAAGUGUGAUAGAUAUAAGGUAGUGGUUUCUCUUUAGUGUGUUAGUGUGCUUAGCUACUGUGGUGAAAAUUUACAGGGAGAUUUGGUGGAACAAUACCUCAGUUUCCAAAUCUGUCCUUUUAAAAAAAUUCCUUUUCCUUCUGCUGUGAUGAAAUCUGGUACAGAUUAUGGAAAGAAAAAUAAAGAUAUUCUCCUGCUGCUUUUGUAGGCACUGUUCUCUCCUGCUGGGAUUUAUUUCUAGCCAAGGAUUUCUCCCACUUUACAAAUUGGCAGCAACUGAUUUGUUAAAAGCAUCUUUUUGUCAACAUCAUGGACUGGAACACGCAGCUCAGCUCUAUAUUGACAGAAGCAGACAGCAACAUGGCCAAAAUUAAGCAGCGUCUGAAUGCAACAAGCAUAACAUCCAAAGCUGAUUUAUUGCUGGGCAGAAUAAAUACAGAGAGUGCUGUUUUGACUGAGCCACAGACUGGAGCACCACCUCUGAAUUUCACAUGUGGAGUUCAUCCCUGCUGCAGAAUGGCCACUGAAGAGCUUUCUGCCAUCACUAAGCAACUGCAUUCACAAGCUCAGGUCAUAGAAUCCCUCACCCAAGCAGUACAGCGGCUGAAACAGGAGAAGGAACUACAGCAGCAAAGUAUCAGUCACUUGGAAGAGAAGAUAGAUCAGCUACGGCACAGUUCACAGGGUGGCUUGGAGUCAGUGCUGGGACACAGGAUGGAAGGGUUGAAGAGUGAACUCCGUAGCCUUCGGCAGCAGGUGUUUCAGCAGUCAGAUGGCGACUGCACCCCUGAUCCAUUUUCCACCACUGGCAUCAUGCAAGAUAUGCUGGAGAGUAAGAAAGUCCUAUGGCAAGAGUAUGAGUGCAUCAGGAGAGAGGUUGAGCAGCUGAAACACAAGCUUGAUCAACAAGAGGAAGAUCUGUUCAGCCAAGUGUCUGCAACACAUGAGAUUAAGAAGACCCAAAGUCAAUACUGUAAGAUGCUGGAAGAUCUAAUGAACACACAUAAAGCUCAGACCAUGGAUUUGGACAAAGCUAGGAGUGAGACCCAGAGCACCCAGCAGGAACUCAGUCAUGUCAAAUCUACAAUUACUGACCUAAAAGAACAAAUGAAAAGUCUCUACUUGGAGGACAAGCUGUACACUGUGCCACUCAAAGAGAAAAGCAUUCAUCUGAAAAAAAACAAAGAACCAGUACAUCUAGAUGCCUUGUUUUCUCUCAGUGAUGAUUCAAUCUCUGAGUUCAGUCUCACAGAUGUCAGCUCAGAUGAACUCUUCAGUGAACCAGAGAUUCCACAGCUUGAUGAUGACAAGAUUUCCAUACCAAGCUUGGAGCUAGAGGAAAAUACUCCUGGAGGAGCAGCUGGUGGCAUGCUGGAAGGUGCAGAGCUCAGCAGUGAGCUGUCCACCAGUUUGCCUGAGCUCAACCUGAGUGACCUUUAAAGCCUCACAUGACUGCCUCAUUCUAAUGAGGAAACAAAUUAAAGAGAGGAGAUAUAUAUGGAUUGCUAUUCUCUAUUCUGUGUUGCCUUUUUAUACAGUUGCAUAUACAGAGGUAGAAAGAGGACAUUACCUCAGUGUAUGACCUGUGCAGUGGCAGCACAUCAAAGUAUUAUUAUGAUCAUACCUGAAAACAUUCAGAAAGACUUCUGACUCCUCCAGGGCCUUGCAACAUUCUUUUUUGGAAAGGCCCUGUUGUAUUGCUAGUCCUGGAGUGUGGGGGAAUGGAGCUUCCUUCAGGAACUAGCCACUCUCCACUCUUGUAAUGUUUAAAUAGUGUAACCAAAUAUUGAGGCUGAGGUGUAACAGAAAACAGCCCGUAAAUGAAUCCAGUUUAAAACUACAGAUUCUCUCACUGUGCAUACCACACAAGAGCUUCUAGCUCUACUAUUUCAGUAUUCCUAAGGGAAAACAGAUAUGACAUAUGCAAUCCUCUGAAGAAGCAUGGAGUUAUGGAGCAUAUUAAGCUUAGUUGAGUCAAUAAUUGACCUGCUAUAUGUGCUAGCAGGAUAGGCUUGAUAAGAUUGGAUGGAUGUUACCUUGAGAGCAGGGAGAAGGAAUCAUUCCCAUUAGAUUCUGUCUCUCUCUCAUAACCAGAAGAGAUGCCUCACCCAUUUUGUUGCCCAUUUUGCUGCCUAGUAAUGUACUCGGAUCCUCAGUACUAUAACCAAGCCUCUUUGCCAGAGUAAUGGUGCAUGUAAGACUUGGUUCAGGUGGAGCAGAAGCCAAAACAUGUCAGUGCAAUACCUACUGUCUUUUUAAUGUGGCCUUGCUUCCUUUUCAGUGAAUGGUAACAGAAGGAGUAGAACUGAAGGGUUUUGCACCAGGAGGUAUGUUCAGGGCAGGAGUGGGAAUUACGUGACUCCAGAUAUUAUUGAACUGCCACUCCCAGCAGUCCUAGUAAAACCUAGCUAUGUUGCCAAUGGAGAGGAAUGUUGGGAGAUCCAGUCCAACAGCAUCUGAAGGGACACACAGUUGUCAGCUCUGCUAUAGACAACUCUACAGAUAGACUUUCUGGACUGAUUGAGGAUAAGUUUCAAACUGAACUAGAAUGUUACAUAAAACAAGUCCUACUAAAAUGGUAGUAGCCAAGAUGAUAAAUACAAGUCAAGCUAAUCUUACAAUCAGUGCAUGUGUAGAGCAAGCAGUCUCUAAUUAUAGAAAGACAGCUAUGGGAUUCUGCAGUUUGGAGCAGGGGCUGUUUGACUCCUUCAGCUGGCUGUAUUGAUUUUAAAAAGCCCCUGAGGAAAAUGCAUAUGGAGGGGAAAUAAUCAUUAAGCUGUCUUCAUCCCACUGUGCUGCUCCUCAAACCUGUAGCCAUUAUUUCAAGAAAAAAUUAGGGCUUUAUUGCAGAAAUUAUAAUUUGCCCCUUACAUUCAUUGAUGGUGAAUGAGUAGCCUACAACCUUAAAUUCAUGUAGAUAAUAACUGUACAACAGGGGGCACUCUUGUCCCUAGACUUCAUUAGCUAUUGGCUUGCUGUUCAUUUCUUCUUUUAUAAAGUACCACCAUAAUAGUAGGAAAGAGGCUGUUCUGCCUGUCUUACUGUCCAACACUUCUUAGUGAUUCCUUAUGUAAAAUUUAGAAUUCAGUGACAGGCCUGAAUGGAGUUUUAAAUCGCUGUAAAACCUUUUCCAGUGUUCUUCCUCUGGAGUACCUAUAUUAGACUUUCUGAUGACAAGAUUAAACUGGUCUGAAAUCAUA
Molecule: messenger RNA, 3266 nt
Organism: Sceloporus undulatus (fence lizard)
Lineage: Eukaryota; Metazoa; Chordata; Lepidosauria; Squamata; Phrynosomatidae
Exons: 11
Coding region: 376-1506 (376 amino acids)
Source: RefSeq, a predicted model, not a curated record